AAGCCUAGCGUGUGGUCAUCGUGGAAUUCGGACCUCCUAUAAAAGAUGAUUCGGGACCAUUGCCUCUCCGUCCAUCAACAGCGCUGCAUCCAUCCUCGGCCAUGGAAGAUAUUUACAAAGCAGCGGUCGAGCAGCUGACCGAGGAGCAGAAGAAUGAAUUCAGGGCAGCUUUUGAUAUUUUUGUGCAGGAUGCUGAAGAUGGGUGCAUUAGCACCAAGGAGCUGGGUAAAGUGAUGCGCAUGUUGGGUCAGAACCCCACACCGGAGGAACUGCAGGAGAUGAUUGAUGAAGUCGAUGAAGAUGGCAGUGGUACUGUUGACUUUGAUGAGUUCUUGGUCAUGAUGGUGAGAUGUAUGAAAGAUGAUAGCAAAGGAAAAUCAGAAGAAGAACUGGCAGAUCUGUUUCGAAUGUUUGAUAAAAAUGCUGAUGGUUACAUUGACAUUGAAGAAUUAAAGAUCAUGCUGGAGGAAACAGGUGAAUGUAUUACUGAAGAUGACAUUGAAGAGUUAAUGCGAGAUGGUGACAAAAAUAGUGAUGGAAGAAUAGAUUAUGAUGAAUUCUUGGAGUUCAUGAAAGGUGUCGAGUAAAAUCUUGUAGAAUUAUUGGCAGGAAUCCAGUUACUUGCUUUGCUGUGAACCCUCUUUAGUCCAUCACUAACAAGCAUGAAGAAC
Molecule: messenger RNA, 671 nt
Organism: Amblyraja radiata (thorny skate)
Lineage: Eukaryota; Metazoa; Chordata; Chondrichthyes; Rajiformes; Rajidae
Product: troponin C, slow skeletal and cardiac muscles
Exons: 6
Coding region: 102-587 (161 amino acids)
Cellular component (GO): myosin II complex
Molecular function (GO): calcium ion binding
Source: RefSeq, a predicted model, not a curated record